AUGUCUGAGUAUAAAGUUAGUAGUAUAUACUUUUCACGAUCUAAUAAACUGCUAAUAUUAAUGUGUGUGAUUUUUUUCUCCUGCUCUACUCACAUAUUUAAGAAUGUUUUCCCUUUUCUAUUUAUGCUUACAGGUAUAGCAACCCAACAUGGUAAUAUGAAUGUGUAUGUUAAGAAAAAUAGCUGGUGUGAUAUAAGCAGUAAGUUAGACAGAAAUACGGAACAUGAACAAUAUAUACAAAAGGAAGAUAAAGAAAAAAAAAUAAUAAUAAAUACAAACACUGAUGGUAAUAAGAAUAUUAAUUAUGAUCAUCCUUAUAAUAUGAUGAAUUUAUGUUAUGAUGAAUUAUAUAAUAAUGGAGAUGAGAAUAAUGAGAAACAUUUAUUAAACCUUGAACAUGAAUAUUUUAUUAAAAAUGAAUAUACUACUUGUAAAUUUUGUCAUAAUUAUAUAAAGAAUAAUAAUAAUAAUAAUAAUAAUAAUAAUAAUGUAUAUAAUAAUACAUAUAAUAAUAUAUAUACUGAUUCGUAUAACAAUACAUGUGAUAAUUAUUAUAACAAUCGAUAUAAUAAUAAAAGGGAUCAUACAGGGAAAGGGAAAUAUAUUGAUAAUAAUAUAUUUUAUUAUAAUAAAAUACAUAAUAAACAAAAUGAAAGUGUCAUUAAUAAAGAAUCUAUAUCCUUAUACAAUAAUAUUUUAUCAUUAAUAUAUUUUAGUUCUUUAAUAACUUAUAUUUUUAUUUUCUUUUUUGAUUUAAGCAAAAAAAAUUAUAUCAUAAAUAUUUUUUAUAUUACCAAUUUAAUAUCUCAUUGUAUUAUAUUUUUUAUAUUAAAUGAUAUGCAAAUUUUUAAUUCUCAUUUAAUACAAUCAAUUCCUAAUUAUAUAUUUGUAGAUGAUCAUAAAAAGAAGUUUUCUCCUUUUUCUCAACCAUAUUUAAAUAGUCAUAAUAAUUUAUCAAUCCAAAAUAUUUUUAAUAGUAUAGCUAGCCAAAAUGGCUAUAUACAUGAUAUAUUAUAUAUGGAUAAAAAAAAAAAAAAAAAAAAAAUGGGACUUAAUAAUUCAACAAAUGAAAGAAAUAAUUUAAAGAAUAAAUUGGAUGAUUUAAAAAAUAUAUCUAUAUUAUAUAAUAUGGAUGUGUAUAAAUCUUUAUUUAUUUUUUUUAUUUAUCCAAAUAAUAAUAUAUUUUUUAAUCCUUAUCUUAUUAAUAUGAAUUGGAAUAUUAUGUCUAAUAUAUCAAAUGAUAUAUUAUAUAAUAAGUAUGAAAAAAGUAAAGAUUUAUAUAAUAAUAAUAAUAAUAAUAAUAAUAAUAAUAAUAAUAAUAAUAAUUAUGUUAUACAAAGUAGAAUAAAAGAAAAAAAUAAUGUUCUAGAUUUUUUAUUUUUAAAAAGAAAUAAAAAUAUAUAUUAUAAAAAAUAUUUAUUAGUUCUAUAUUUUUUCAUUAUGAUAAGUUCUAUAUGUAGUUGUUAUAUCAAAAUUUAUCAAAAAAGAAUUUUAUAUUGUGUAUUUUAUAUUAAUGUAGGAGUUAUUACUUCAUUUUUAAUUUUAAUGAAUAGUCUAUUUAAACUAUUUGCCCAUUCUCUAAAUUAUAUUGUAACUAAUAAAAACAACCUUGUUAAUAUAAGUGAUUAUAUAGUUUUGUUCUUAUUAAUAGAUUUAUUUGGAUUAUUUAUAAUUUUCUUCUUUUCUUAUAAAUGGUAUUAUCAAAGAAAUGUGUGGACACAUCUUCAUAAAAUAUUUUAUAAUCAUAAAUAUAUUGCUUUCUAUUUUAAUAACACAUAUUAUAUAUAUACUGUUGACCGAAAUGUUGAUAAUAUUUUAGUAUCUAUGGAUAUAUAUGGUGAUCCUAAUGUAAAUAUUACUUUUUCGGAGUAUACAAAUUUAGAAAAAUCAAUUUUUUAUGAAUAUUUUAUAUUGAACAGAUUCAGAAAAAACAAACUCAAAAUUUUCGAAAUCCAUCAGGACAAGAUUCAGGAAUUGACCACUACAUAUAAGGAAAAAGAAAAGCGGAAAAAAAAUUAUGAAAUGAAAAUACCUUACAGAGAUAAAAAGUGCAAAAAUGUCGAAGAUAUACAAAGUUGUCAUAUAAAUAAUAACUUGGAUAUAAAUACUGGAUGUUACAAAUCUCUGAGGGAUGAUCUUAACGAAUGUGAUAUACCAAGUGAAGAAAAGCAAGGUAAUUUUUAUAGUCGAAAACCAAACCAUAGUUAUACUAUGAAACCAUAUAAAAUAUACAUAGGAACAUUAAACAAUAUAAUAACACAAUCUAAUAUUCCAGUAAAUAAUACAAAUCAAAAUAUAAAUGGAUCGCUCAUAAAUACAUCAACAACAACAACUAAUAAUAAUAAUAAUAUUAAUAAUAAUAAUAAUAUUAAUAAUAAUAAUAAUAAUAAUAAUAAUAAUAACCAAAAGAAUCAUCGUAAUCAAAAUAUCAAUUAUCCUAAUCCUCAAAAUGAACGAAUAAAUUAUCCUUAUACAAAUGAAUUUAUUCGUGACCAUCAUGAAUAUGUGAAUAAUAUAGUACUUACUCCAAAACAACAAAUUAUAGAUAAUACAAUUUUAAAAAAUAAACAAAAUGAUGAAGACAUUAAUAAAAAGAAAUUAACAACACAUUUACAAAAAAAUUUAUUAAAAGAAAAUCUUAUUAUAACUGAUGAAUAUUUUAUAAACACUGAUACUAAUCAAUAUAUGAAUAACGCACAAAAUCAAAAUAAUAUAUCCUUACCAAAAGAAAUAUAUUUAGAUAGAUCAGAAGAAUGUAAACCAAAAAAUAUUUGGAAUAUACAAAAUGAAAGUCAAAAUGUUUUAUCAAUACCGAAUUUUGAUGAACAAGAUAAUCAAAGACAAAAUGAACAAGCGGAAAUAAUUUGUCCAAAUGAUGGAAAUUAUUAUUUACAUAAUGAGGAAUAUAACCAAGAAAUGUAUCAUAAUAAUGUUCAUUAUAAAAAUGGUCAUAUGGAUAAUUCACUUAACCCUCAUACAAACUAUUACAUUAAUAAUCAUAUUAAUUAUGACACGAGUUAUCAUAUUAAUCAUCAUAAUAACAAUUUUAAAAUAUUUAGAAACCUAAAAAAAUUAAUGUCCUCAUUCACUUUCGUUUUCUUCUUUUUUAUAUUUAUAUAUGCCUUUCUAUUGUCAAUCAUACACAUAUUUAUAAAUUACUUCUUUUAUAUAUAUCUAUAUGUUUUCAAUAUAAAUAUCUAUGUUUCCAAUGUAUAUACAAUUAUUAUGACAGGUGUAUCAUUAAUAGCUAUACCAUUCUCAGGAUAUAUUAUUGAUAACAUUGGUGCUUUCCUUUCACUUCUUUUAUGUUCUUCUCUUUUUAUCCUAAUAACCAUUUCGGGUUCCAUAUAUUGCUAUAAGUUUAAUUUAAAUUCUGAAGUUUUGGCUUUUUUAUUCUUCAAUCUUAUAGGCAUAAGUCAAUCCAUUAUUCCUACUGUAAUCAUUUCGCAGAUACCUACCCACUUAUGCGUGAAGAAUAACGAACAUAUAACAUCAGCCUUUGCAAUAUUUGAAGUUGUUUCGAUGAUAAUUAUAAGUUUAAAUAAUUAUAUCUUUGGUAGUUUUAUGGUCAAAGAAGAAUACUUAAUGGGUCUUUAUGUCUUAUUUUUUUUUAUCCUCCUAGUUAUAGCCCUUAUUUCAUUGUUAAUAAUUUCUAUUUAUAUUAAAAGGAAAAGAUAUAUACAUAUGUAUAAGAACACGAAUGACUAUAAUUUGGCUCAACCUUUGCUUUAA
Molecule: messenger RNA, 3732 nt
Organism: Plasmodium reichenowi
Lineage: Eukaryota; Apicomplexa; Aconoidasida; Haemosporida; Plasmodiidae
Product: putative membrane protein
Exons: 5
Coding region: 1-3732 (1243 amino acids)
Source: RefSeq, a predicted model, not a curated record